AUGUUGCAGCUACUUAGGCAAAAUCAGUUAUUUGCUAAAAGAUCAAAGUGUGAUUUUACUCAAAGUAAAAUUGAGUAUUUGGGGCAUGUAAUAUCGGGACAAGGUGUUGGAACUGACCCAACCAAGGUGUCAGCUAUGAUGCAAUGUCCUGUUCCUAAAAGUCAACUAAGGGGUUUCCUUGGACUUACGGGAUACUACAGGAAAUUUGUGCAGAACUACAACAUAAUCAGUAAACCGUUGGCUUCACUACUAAAGAGGGGGGCCUUUGAGUGGAAUUCAGAAGCUACUAGAGCAUUUCUUGAGCUCAAAACAGCCAUGACUAGUGCACCCUUGCUUGCACUACCUAAUUUUAAUAAGACCUUUAUUGUUGAAGUGGAUGCUUGUGGCACUGGUGUUGGAGCUAUUCUCAUGCAAGAUGGGCAUCCCUUGGCCUACAUAAGUGAACCACUUAGCAUGAAACAUCAAGGCCUUUCCACUUAUGAAAAGAAGCUUAUUGCACUAUUAAUGGCAGUGGAUAAGUAG
Molecule: messenger RNA, 522 nt
Organism: Capsicum annuum
Lineage: Eukaryota; Viridiplantae; Streptophyta; Magnoliopsida; Solanales; Solanaceae
Exons: 1
Coding region: 1-522 (173 amino acids)
Source: RefSeq, a predicted model, not a curated record